AUGGAUAACAAUAAUAAUAACAAUAAUAAUAAUAAUAAUAAUAAUAAUAAUAAUAAUAAUAAUAAUAAUAAUAAUAAUAAUAAUAAUAAUAAUAAUAAUAAUAAUAAUAAUAAUAUUAACAAUAAUAAUAUUAACAAUAAUAACAAUGUUAACAAUAAUACAAAUAAUUCAAAAAAAAAUUUUAAAAGAAAAAUAGAAAAUGAUGAAACUUCCAUAUUUAAUAUGAAGUCCAUUAGAGUCGAGGUCCUUAACACCGAAAUUGAAUUAUUAAUUAAAGAAAAAGAAGAAGACCACAAAGAGAUCAACGAAGCUUUCCAAAAACAUAUAAAUGUUUUAAAUGAAAAGAAAAACCAAAUCAUAAACAAAAUAGAAUCAAAAAAGAUGAAAAUGUGCCACACAGUUUCCAGGGUCUUCGAAAAGUAUCCAUUAGCUUCAGAAAAUUAUAAACAAAAAGUUGAAAGCCAUGCCAAAAAAGUCCACAAACAAGAGGUUUUAAAAUUCCAUAUAGGUCUCCACAAAAAACAUGGUGAAAUAAUGAAAAAUAGAUCUAGAUCAAUUAUGGAGACAAUCAGAGUAAAUAGAGAAAGAGUCGAGCAAUUAAAAAGAGAGAUCAGAUUAGAAGAAAUAGCCAAAGAAAAUUCAUACGGUAGAAUGGAAUGA
Messenger RNA from Dictyostelium purpureum, 660 nucleotides. RefSeq lists its product as uncharacterized. The coding region runs from base 1 to 660 and encodes 219 amino acids. The transcript has a single exon. NCBI's taxonomy places the organism in Eukaryota, Evosea, Eumycetozoa, Dictyosteliales, Dictyosteliaceae. The record is from RefSeq and is a predicted model, not a curated record.